GCAUGCGCAGAUUGGGGAAGGUUCUGGAAGACGGCGGUGCUGCCGCCAUUUUGCGGGAAAAGCAGCCGCUGCGGCUGCAGUGCUACUUUUCUUGCUGAGACUCUAGGAAAUAGCCGAGCUUCGAGCUCCACAACACAUCCAAAGGAACGGAGAGAACCGGGACCCCCCUGCGGGGACCCGGAAUUGAUCUGACACGAUGGCAUCUGAUGACUUUGAUAUAGUGAUUGAGGCCAUGCUGGAAGCUCCCUAUAAAAAAGAAGAGGAAGAGCAACAAAGGAAAGAGGCUAAAAAGGACUGUCCUAUCAGUACGACAGACAGCACCAGCAGCACUGGCAACAAUGCUAUUGGUACCAGUGGGAGCAGCACCACUGGGGAAAUAAGCAAGAAGAAGAGGAGUCGGAGCCAUAGUAGAAGCAGGGAUAGAAAGCGCAGUCGUAGUCGAGACCGGGAUCGGCAUAGACGGAGAAGCAGUCGGAGCCGAAGUCGGGAUCGCCAGCGUCGUCACCGCAGCCGUAGCAGGGAUCGUCGACAUAGUAGUGAGUCACGAAGUCGGGACUGGCGUCGAGAGGAUCGUGUGCGCUAUAGGAGUCCUCUACUUGCCACUGGGCGUAGGUAUGGUCACAGUAAGAGUCCUCAUUUCAGAGAGAAGAGCCCAGUCAGGGAGCCGAUUGAUAAUCUGAGUCCUGAGGAGCGUGAUGCCCGCACAGUUUUCUGUAUGCAGUUAGCUGCCCGCAUUCGACCUCGAGACCUGGAGGAUUUCUUCUCUGCUGUUGGCAAGGUUCGUGAUGUACGUAUCAUCUCAGAUCGGAACUCACGUCGUUCUAAGGGCAUUGCCUAUGUGGAAUUCUGUGAAAUCCAGUCUGUGCCACUGGCCAUUGGGCUGACUGGACAACGGCUGCUGGGAGUGCCUAUUAUUGUACAGGCUUCACAGGCUGAGAAAAACAGACUGGCAGCUAUGGCCAAUAACCUGCAGAAAGGCAGUGGUGGACCAAUGCGCCUAUAUGUGGGCUCCCUACACUUCAAUAUCACUGAGGACAUGCUCCGGGGCAUCUUUGAGCCCUUUGGCAAAAUUGAUAAUAUUGUCCUGAUGAAGGACUCGGAUACUGGCCGCUCUAAAGGUUAUGGUUUCAUUACGUUCUCCGACUCUGAGUGUGGCCGGCGGGCCCUGGAACAGUUGAAUGGCUUUGAGCUUGCCGGUCGGCCUAUGAGGGUUGGCCAUGUUACUGAGCGACUGGAUGGUGGCACAGACAUCACUUUUCCUGAUGGGGACCAGGAGCUGGAUUUGGGAUCAGCGGGUGGCCGUUUGCAGCUCAUGGCCAAAUUGGCAGAAGGCUCUGGAAUUCAGCUGCCAACCACAGCUGCUACUGCUGCCGCUGCCCAAGCUGCUGCCUUGCAGCUGAAUGGAGCAGUUCCCUUGGGGGCCCUGAACCCAGCAGCUCUGACAGCUCUGAGUCCGGCCCUGAACCUUGCCUCCCAGGCAAUCGCCUCCCAGUGCUUCCAGCUCUCCAGCCUCUUUACCCCGCAAACUAUGUAAAUCGGUGGCACAGUACACUGUCUCCCUGUGCCUCUGGAUCCUGCCACUCCCAUCUCCACAUCUACUCCUCCACAGCCCAUUUUCUCCAUUUUGUGGACCAAGCCAUCCUAGGGGCAUGGACAUUGAAUCUGAGGGAAUUGAGGCCACCCUUAGACACCAAGAAGGGCUCCUGCCUACAGCCCCACUGAAAAUGGACUCUGCUUGAGCAAAGCCCCCAGUUGAAGAGAACAGAAUUUACACACACACCGAAUACUUGUUUCUCCAUGUGUAUCGUCUCCAAGAUUACCUUCCUGCCCUUUCCAACCACCUCUUAGUAAUUCCUCGAUUCCUCCCCCACUGGGAAGGCUACAGGGCAUUAACUGAAGAAACUAACCUCUCUUUCCUAUACCUUUUCCCUUCCAUCUGUCAAGUAAAACCUUCAGGACCUCUGAAACAAGAGGACUUUGAAGUUUGGGUGGUGAGCCUUGAAGUUGCUGGUUUUCUGCUACAAGGGCCCUGGAAGAUAGCAUGAACAUAUGCAUUGUGAAGCCAGCCUUAGACCUCAGCUUGGUACAGCUUAAGGCCAGAACUACUGUAGGCUCAGCAUCUUGCUGGAAGGUGUGGGAGUGAUCUAUUCUGCCAGGCAUUUUGGAUUCCUUCGGGGCUUUCAGGAGUUUUGUAAAAGGUGGGGUAUGUUUCAUCUUCCUUUGUAUAGGUGUCCUUCCUCCCGGGUCUUUCCUUUGGCCCAGGGUGGGAUGAUGGAGGGAGGCUGCAACUCUCUACCACUUGCUGUGUGCCUCUACUGUGGUCUCAACCUUGGUGGUUAAAGCCACUCCCAUCCCCUACCUGGGCACCUGUGAACCCUUCUCACUGGAUUUUAUACCCGUGUGUCUGUGUACAUAAAUAUACACACACACACACAUAUAUAUAUAUAUAUAAACUUUGUACAAAAGGUAAGCCUCCAUGUGGCCACUGCCCAUAUGUGUGUGGUCUCUGUUGGUGUGUCUGUCUGAUGUUAACUUCUCAUGAGCCAAAACCAUGAUGGUUCUAGGGAUAUAAAACAUUUGUAAUACCA
Molecule: messenger RNA, 2588 nt
Organism: Carlito syrichta (Philippine tarsier)
Lineage: Eukaryota; Metazoa; Chordata; Mammalia; Primates; Tarsiidae
Gene: RBM23
Product: RNA binding motif protein 23
Exons: 14
Coding region: 197-1534 (445 amino acids)
Biological process (GO): mRNA processing
Cellular component (GO): nucleus
Molecular function (GO): RNA binding
Source: RefSeq, a predicted model, not a curated record